AUGGAUGCGGCGUGGAGACUCGAGGACAAAACUGCAGGAUGUAGUUGGGUCCUUCACAACCCACGCCUGGAAGAGACAAGGCAAGGCACUUCGACGGAGCGUUUUGUGGCGUCACCACUGAUGGCCGAGGCACUAGCUGUACGGGAAGCCCUGUUACAGGCCAAGGCUCUUCAUCUCACCAAUAUCUGCCUUAAGUCAGAUAACCAGGUGCUUAUCAAAGCACUAUCCUCGAAACAACAUCCGGUGGAGAUCUACGGAAUCAACUUGGAUAUCGAGAAUCUAUCCCUAUCUUUUACGUCUAUUUCUUUUGCUCAUGUACCUAGGAGCUUGAACUCUGCUGCAGAUGCUUUGGCAAAAUCUGCUCUGUACUCUUUGAACUCUUAG
Brassica napus (rape) is the source of this 384-nucleotide messenger RNA. RefSeq lists its product as uncharacterized. Gene Ontology annotation, molecular function: nucleic acid binding; RNA-DNA hybrid ribonuclease activity. The coding region runs from base 1 to 384 and encodes 127 amino acids. The transcript has a single exon. The record is from RefSeq and is a predicted model, not a curated record. NCBI's taxonomy places the organism in Eukaryota, Viridiplantae, Streptophyta, Magnoliopsida, Brassicales, Brassicaceae.